Brachypodium distachyon (stiff brome) is the source of this 4076-nucleotide messenger RNA. RefSeq names its product protein NRT1/ PTR FAMILY 8.5. The transcript has 5 exons. Bases 1950 to 3710 code for a protein of 586 amino acids. Gene Ontology annotation, biological process: transmembrane transport. Lineage: Eukaryota; Viridiplantae; Streptophyta; Magnoliopsida; Poales; Poaceae. Gene Ontology annotation, molecular function: transmembrane transporter activity. Gene Ontology annotation, cellular component: membrane. The record is from RefSeq and is a predicted model, not a curated record.
CUUCGGAGAGCUCUAGAGAGAAGAGGGGGAGAAGAGAAGAAAGGGACAGCUUCGAGGGAAUUCGGCAAUGCUGCGGCGGUUGUUGGGAAACGGGAUGCUGCAACAGGAAGCGGCCUCGUCUAGCUCGGUAUGGAUUUUGCUCUUCAAAUCCCACGCUCGUUCAUGCUAAAAUGUCCCCGUGUGUUUUGUUUUACUGUCUUUUUCUAGACCACCGUGUGAUGAAUUCAGCUUUGUCAUUGGAUUUUUUUUCUGUAGCACAAAGUGGUGUUGGUAAGCAUUUAAUUUGAUGGCAAAUGACUGAUAGAGAUUUCUCGCAAAAAAAAAAGACUGAUAGAGAUGCACAAAGAGAGAGCAGUAGUAUAAGAUUUACUUAUGUCGGCAACUAUUGAGAUUUUUCUUUUUCUUUCGAGUCUCUGUCUGAACCGAUAUUUCUAUUCUAAGCAUUUGUUUCUGAGUUUAUGUCCAUGUAUUUUUGCCAAUUGGUUAGUGCUUCUAUGCACUCCGUACGUGUAUUUAACACCUAGUUUGGUUUACUAAUAGAAACCAAAAUUUGAUGCUGCGGCUAUUUGGGCACUUAACGGAGGAAUGUGCGUGUAAGAGAAAAUAGAUAGUUCUGAAUACCGUGAGUCAUCCAUUUCUCUACUCCCUCCGUCUCAUAUUAAGUGAUUCAAAAUUGUUCAAAUAUGAAUGUAUCUAUACCUAAAAAAGUCUAACGUCUAGAUACAUGUAAGAAAUCACUUAAUAUGAGACGGAGUGAGUAUGUAAUAGUGACCACGUUCUUUAUGUUAUUCAUUUUGUUCGCAGAGUUGAGGGCUGUGAAAAUAGAUUCUUAACUGGUUUGCCAACAUUGUCUAUUGUUUGUAGAAGGCAAAUUUCUAUUGUAUUAAAAUUCACAUUUCUUAGCAUUUAAUUAAUUACCUUUAUUCAUCUAUGCAUUAAUUGUAAGAUAUUACACUAAGAGAUGAUUUGGUGUACAACAUGUUUUGUUGUCUUUUCUAAAUGAGGUGAAACGCACAAGAGAAUACAGUCUUAUCAACCAUUGUAUAUGUACUUAUGUGUUUCAUGUCAUUUAAAAAAUAUAACAAAAUAUGUUGUACAAUAGCUUAUCUUUUAGUGUCAUGUCUUACCAUUAAUGCUUACAUGAAUAAAAUUAACUAAAUAAAUAUGCUAAGAAAAUGUAAAAUCUAGAGUACAAUGAAAACUUGCUUUAUCCUUCUUGUGAAAAUCAUCUCUUAAUUAAGAAAAGACUCGUGCCUUUUGUUCAGUUCUCUCACUUACACGCCAGAUUUUAUCCUACGUGAUAUUGUUAAGAAAAAGCUGAUGUCACCCCAUUGUACUUGUCCUUAUUCGAUUUGUAACUUCACGUCACAUAAUUACAUACUCUCUCCGUCACACAAUUCUUGUCUCAAAUUUGCCCAAAUAUGAAUAUAUCUAUUCCUAAAAGGCGUCUAGAUACAUGUAAUAUUUUAACAAGUAUGAAAUGGAAGGAGUAUUGGUAAGUUAUGAUUGGUCAAAUCUUUUCUUAACGAAAUUAAAUACGUCAAUCUUUAUAAGAAAUGAGAAGAGAAUGAUGAUAAAAGAUGUAUCCUGCCCAACUGGGCGAGAAACUAUGCUAGGAGUGUACCGAAGCGCACACAAAGAAAUCUCAGAAGGAAUAGGAAGCAGUUUAUUGGAACGCAAAAAAAAAAAUCAGUUUAUUGGUACACUGACCAAUACGUAGGCCGUGACGUGGUGAAGCUACGUCAGGAAAGCACAUCCGGCAACAGUCAGUCAUCCUCACGGUCCCGAAAGUUUUCAAUGUUUAUUAUUUGCAGAGCAGCAGGACAAGACAAUCAUGCACUAGUCUAGUGAUCUUCACCGGAUGCACUAGCACGCUGCAGUAGAAUAAGAGAUUUAGAGCGAGAGUGAAGGCCGGCACAACCUGCGUCCUGGACUCCUGGUGCUCCGCCAUGGCUUCAAGCGGCGAGCAGCGAGAACACACGGUGGCGCUGCUCGACAGCCCUGCAGCAGAGGUAGAAGGAGAAUACACCAUUGACCAAUCGCUCGACUUCGAUGGGAACCCCGCGCUGAAGCAUCAUACAGGCGGAUGGCGCGCGUGCCGCUCGGUUCUCGCCACGGAGUUCUGCUACUGCCUGGCGUACAGCGGGGUCUCGCAGAACCUCGUCACCUACCUGACCACCGUUCUGCGGGAGAGCAAUGUCGCCGCCGCGAAGAACGUGUCCACCUGGCAGGCCACCUGCUUCCUCACACCGAUCGCCGGCGCCGUCGUGGCCGACUCCUAUUGGGGAAGGUACCGCACCAUGGUGGUCUCCUGCUCCAUGGGCGUCGCGGGCUUGGUCGUGAUAGCGCUCUCGGCGAACCUGCCGCUGCUCACCAAGAACGCCGAGCUGUUCACAGGCUUCCCUACCCUGGUCUCAAACCUGGCGUCAGCUCAGGAGUCGGUCCUGUUCCUCGGCCUCUACAUGACGGCCUUCGGGCUAGGCGGCCUGCGUCCAUGCCUCAUGUCCUUCGGCGCCGACCAGUUCGACCACAACGACCCGCCGGAGCGCGCCAGCAAAGGCUCCUUCUUCAACUGGUACGUCUUCACCAUGAGCUGCGCGUCGGUGGUGUCCAGCACCUGCGUCGUGUGGGCGCAGGAUCACUUCGGCUGGCCGCUGGGCCUGGCGAUCCCCGCGGCGGUGCUGGCCGUCGGGCUGGCCUGUCUGGUGUCGGCGUCACGGAGGUACAGGUUCCAGCGAACCCAAGGCAGCCCCCUCACCAGAGUCUGCCAGGUCCUUGUCGCGGCUGUCUGCAAGUUCAACGCUCAGCAGCCGGCCGAUCGCUCUCUCCUCUACGAGCUUCCGGAAGACGGCUCCAUGAAAGGGAUCCAGCGGAUAGAGCACACCAAUGACCUCCAGUUCUUUGACAAGGCUGCCAUUGUGCUCGCUUCUGAGGCGGCAGAGGAGGAGGCAACCUUGCCGCCGGCGCGCAACCCGUGGAGACUAUGCAUCGUGACGCAGGUGGAGGAGCUUAAGAUUCUCGUGAGGAUGGUCCCGGUGUGGGCGAGCAUCGUCUUCUACUACGCCGUCUCGGCGCAGGUCUCGUCGACGUUCGUCGAGCAGGGCAUGGCGAUGGACACCAAUGUCGGCCCCGUCCGCGUCCCCCCGGCUUCGAUGUCCGCCUUCGACCUGCUCACCGUCGUCGUCCUGGUCCCGCUCUACGACCGACUGCUGGUCCCGGCUGCCAGGCGGCUCACGGGCAGGGCAAAGGGCAUCUCGGACCUGCAGAGGAUCGGCGCCGGCCUCGCCAUGCCAGCGCUCGCCAUGGCCGCCGCCGCGCUCGUCGAGACGGAGCGCCUCCGCCGCGCGCCCUCGGGGCCGGCGAUGAGCGUGCUGUGGCAGGCGCCGCAGUACGUGCUGAUGGGCGUGGGCGACGUGCUCGCCACCGUCGGGCAGCUCGACUUCUUCUACAGCCAGGCGCCGGCAUCGAUGAAGACCGUGUGCACGGCGCUCGGAUUCCUCGUGAUGGCGGCCGGGAGCUACCUGAGCUCCUUCCUCCUCGCGGCUGUCGAAUGGGCGACGGCGGCCGGUGGCCGGCCUGGGUGGAUCCCGGACGAUCUUGACCAGGGGCACCUGGAUCGCUUCUUCUGGAUGAUGUCUGGGCUGGCUUGCCUGAAUCUAGUUGCGUUUGGGAGCUGCGCCGUGCGGUACAACUCUAGAAAAGCUUCCUGAGCUUCACACUUUCACGGUGGACAGUGAUUCCUUCCUUGAAGUGUGAAGGCCGAGAUCUACAUAUCAUUCACCGAGUGUGAUGACUUAUUGCUGAGAUUGGAUCGAGUUCUUCUUUUUUCUGUUUGACACAUUGGAUCAAGUAAAUCUCCAGUGGCGGAGGUCCCCGUAGGGCAAGGUGGGGGCCGCAGACUUGCAUUUGGAUUGUGAGAGCACAAGCCUCCGAGCGAGGAGCUGCCCACCUCCAGCUUCUUGGAGGAGAAGUCGCCACCUAAAUUUAAUUAGGCUAUCAAAUUAGUUUGGACUAAACUAUUUUGGAUGUUUAACUAAAUCUGAGAUACGGCUUCUCCAGGAAGCUACGUGAGAGCA